This is a messenger RNA of Andrographis paniculata, 1574 nucleotides long. RefSeq lists its product as uncharacterized. The record is from RefSeq and is a predicted model, not a curated record. Gene Ontology annotation, molecular function: ferrous iron transmembrane transporter activity. The transcript has 2 exons. Bases 375 to 1382 code for a protein of 335 amino acids. Lineage: Eukaryota; Viridiplantae; Streptophyta; Magnoliopsida; Lamiales; Acanthaceae. Gene Ontology annotation, biological process: iron import into the mitochondrion. Gene Ontology annotation, cellular component: mitochondrial membrane.
UUGAGCAUUGUUUUGCAUCACGAGGCCCAUCGCAAUAAAGGGUGGAUCUACGGUUACCGUGCGAGCGAUCAGUGGCUGCAAAAUCCCCAAAAUUUUGGAACCCUAAGAGGUUUGACAAUUCAACUGCAGGUGGAGGAGACGUGUGCUGUGCUGCUUGCCUUUCAACGAUACAAUCGGUUUGGCGUGGAGGUUGAAGUUGCGGGAACCUUCCACUCAUUUGCAUUGGUUCCUUCUUCUCCGAUCGAUGUUGAUGUCGGUUAGGUUCAGUCCGCGUGCAUAGAACCUUUGUAUGGCGAGGAGCCUCACAAAAGUCACCAACUGCGGCCUAUCGAUUAUUUUCUCCUGCUCCUCCUCCUCCUCCUCCUCCUCCUCCCAUGGCCACCGACGCCUCCCCGAAAUUCAAGAAACCGGACCUUAUACCGGUGCCGCAGCAGCCGGAGUACAACCCCGCAAUCGCCGCGGCGGAGCACGACGGCCUCCGUUUCUGGCAAUUCAUGGUUGCCGGCUCGAUUGCUGGGAUGGUGGAGCACAUGGCAAUGUUCCCCGUCGACACAGUCAAAACCCAAAUGCAAGCCCUCGGCACCUGCCCUAUCAAAUCCGCCGGCAUUAACCAGGCCCUGAACUCUAUUCUGAAGACGGAUGGAGUCAAAGGACUCUACCGCGGGAUUGGCGCUAUGGGGCUCGGCGCCGGCCCUGCACACGCCGUUUAUUUCUCCGUUUACGAGUUCUGUAAGAAGAAGUUUUCCGGCGGGGAUCCGGACAACCACGCGGCGCACGCUGCUUCUGGUGUUUGUGCUACGGUUGCUAGUGAUGCUGUAUUUACCCCCAUGGAUAUGGUGAAGCAGAGGCUUCAAUUGGGCAGAAGCCCUUAUAAAGGGGUGUGGGACUGCGUGGGGAGGGUGCUGAGGGAGGAAGGGCUGGGGGCAUUUUAUGCGUCUUACAGGACCACGGUGCUAAUGAAUGCACCUUUUACGGCGGUGCAUUUUGCGACCUAUGAGGCAGCCAAGCGAGGUUUGAUGGAGGUUUCGCCGGGCAGUGUCAGUGACGAGAAUUUGAUAGUGCAUGCUACAGCGGGAGCAUUGGCGGGGGCUUCGGCUGCAGCAUUGACCACUCCUCUAGAUGUGGUGAAAACUCAAUUGCAGUGUCAGGGUGUUUGUGGAUGCGACAGAUUCGUUAGCGGUUCAAUUCAAGAUGUUGUUAGAACAAUCGUACAAAAAGAUGGAUAUAGAGGUCUAAUGAGAGGAUGGUUGCCCAGAAUGCUCUUCCAUGCUCCAGCAGCUGCCAUUUGCUGGUCUACGUAUGAAUCAGCAAAAACCUUCUUCCAAGACCUAAACAGCCACAAUGGCGACGGCGGUGAGGGCACUGAGAAGCAAAGCAAAUAGGAUGAUGAUGCACCAUUUCUGCACUGAUUAGGUAACAACGGGUGGUUAUGGUGAGCUAGCUAUAUUUCUUCCAUUCAUUACUUGUGGCUUGACUUGAAUUGAAUAAUGAUUAAUGCUCGCUCUUGUCAAAUUAGGAUUCAUUUUUCUACUUUGUAAUGUAUUGGGUCACAAAUUUAGACAGUUAUUUUUUGA